CAGAUCCAUUGGGAUUUUUGCAAUGCUGUAUCCUGUGUUUUUAACUGUGUAUGGUUAUUUCAAGCUGGAUGUGAAGCCUUCGACUAUCAAGACGUUACCGGACGACAUGUCAGCUAUGUUUGCUAUGAUGCCUGUGCUUGGCCUUGGGUAUCAGUGUCAAGAAGUCGUGGUGCCUGUAUACUCUUGUAUGCGAGAGAGAAAUUUGUGCAACUUCGUCAAAUCCAGCCUCCUAGCCAUGUGCUUCCUUUUUGUUGUGUACUCUAUAACCGGAUGUUUCGGUUAUCUGACUUUUGGAUCUGCCGUAGCCCACAAUGUAAUGAAGAUGUACGAUGCUUCGGAUCCUUUCGUGAUGGUAGGAGUGGGGGCAUUGAUUGUCAAGAUGAUUGCUACUUAUCCCAUAUUAGCUCUUUGUGGAAGAGAUGCUGCAGCGGGAGUCUAUGCCGAAUUUCGUGGUCUAAAGCCUGCCGAGUUCAUUGCCACGGAGAAAAUUCGCCGUUACAUCUGUGCUGCCAUCUGGUUCUCGAGUUCCUUAUUGCUGGCUGUCUUUACGAGUGGCAUCGGAAUUGUCAUCAAAUAUCUGGGGUCUGUAGCAUCGGCAAACAUAUUUAUCUAUCCAGGUAUUUGCUUAGUGAAGAUGGCGAUAAAAGAAGAUUCGGACUUGAAGAGUAAUCGGAGUCGGUUUCUCGUCUUUUACGGCAUCUUCAUUGCAGCUAUGGGAGCCUUUUGCUUUGGCGUCGUACUCUUCCAGGCGAUUCUCAGUAAUGAUUCAGAUCCACCCAUAAAACUGUGCAAAUGAAGGAACGAUGAGAAGAAAGAAAAUUCUUGACAUUUGACGUUUUACUGUAUGUCCCUCUACCAUCUCUUGGUGGAUGUUCUGAACUAACGUUUGAGAAACGAAGUGAUGAAGUUUGUAAAAUAAUGGAAGUUUUUUGUGAUUGCGUAUAAAGUGAGUAAUUUCACUUAAGACUGUUAUAUAAAAGACUUUUAAAACA
Stegodyphus dumicola is the source of this 992-nucleotide messenger RNA. Its product is annotated as sodium-coupled neutral amino acid transporter 7-like. Gene Ontology annotation, molecular function: L-amino acid transmembrane transporter activity. Gene Ontology annotation, cellular component: membrane. The record is from RefSeq and is a predicted model, not a curated record. NCBI's taxonomy places the organism in Eukaryota, Metazoa, Arthropoda, Arachnida, Araneae, Eresidae. Gene Ontology annotation, biological process: amino acid transmembrane transport.